Molecule: messenger RNA, 4446 nt
Organism: Gymnodraco acuticeps
Lineage: Eukaryota; Metazoa; Chordata; Actinopteri; Perciformes; Bathydraconidae
Gene: ppp6r2a
Product: protein phosphatase 6, regulatory subunit 2a
Exons: 24
Coding region: 532-3240 (902 amino acids)
Cellular component (GO): cytosol; nucleus
Molecular function (GO): protein phosphatase regulator activity; protein phosphatase binding
Source: RefSeq, a predicted model, not a curated record
GUGGGUCUCCUGCGCGCUCCCGUAACCAUGUCGCCAUUUUGAUUCGAAAAAUAUGACUGAGUUUUUCCUGCUUUGCAUGCUAAACUUAGCACCGCGUUUAAAUUACUUUGGACGAAUUGUACACUCUUUAUCCGACUGAGGUAUAGUUAUUAAUGUCAAGGACGCGUUAAGGUCGGGGAAGUGUUUAUUUGACAGACUUCAAAGACACUAACUGACUAACGGUAGCUAAGUUGAGCUAAGCUAACUGUAGCUGUCGCCUUUUUUCAUAACAAAUCACAUUUCGCUCACAGUCUGAAACAGACGGUAGGAAUAGCAGAGGACUUUCAAUCAAAGGUUAUGGUGAGCCUCUCAGAGUCUCAUCUCCUAAAGAGGCCUGCGUUUUAAGAGGAGACCCAUGCUGAUAAAUGCCAGGCCUCGCCACACUCUCUGUCGUCUGCACAAACACAAAUGCCUGCCUGCCCGUGGGGGAGGUCUGAUUAAAGAUAUCCAUAUUUCAUCCACUGGGCUGUGUCCCCCGUCCCAGCGGCCACCAUGUUUUGGAAGUUCGACCUGCACACCACCUCCCACAUCGACCAGCUGCUGGACAGGGAGGACGUGUCGCUGAGAGAGCUGAUGGAGGAGGAUGACGUCCUGCAGGAGUGCAAAGCCCAGAACCGCCGGCUGCUCCUCUUCCUCUCCCAGGAUCACUGCAUGCAGGAGCUGGUCAGCCUCAUCACCACAGAGCCCCCCGUCGACCUGGAGGAGAGGAGCCGCUUUAAGUUUCCAAACAUCGCUUGUGAGCUCCUGACGUCAGAUGUGUCGCUUAUAAACGACAAAUUAGGCGCAGACGAGUCUCUCCUCGAGGUGCUUUAUCACUUCCUGGAGCAGGACCCGCCCCUCAACCCUCUCCUGGCUAGCUUCUUCAGCAAAACCAUCGGCAAUCUCAUCGCUAGGAAAACCGAACAGGUGAUUACCUUUCUAAAGAAAAAGGAAGGCUUCAUAGGUCUGGUGCUGAAACACAUUGACGCCUCUGCCAUGAUGGACCUGCUGCUUCGCCUCAUCAGCUGUGUGGAGCCCGCCCCCUUGAGACAGGAAGUCCUCCAUUGGCUGAAUGAGGAGAAGUUGGUACAAAGACUCACCGAGCUCAUCCACACUGGCAACGAUGAGGAAAGACAAUCAAAUGCAUCCCAAACGCUUUGUGACAUCAUCCGCCUUAGUCGAGACCAGGCCAAUCAGAUGCAGGAGAAUAUGGAGCCAGACCCACUAUUGGCUGUUCUAGAGUCGCAGGACAGUGUAGCCGGGCUCCUCAAGAACAUGUUUGAGGGCGAGAGGAGUGAGGCCUCCUUUGUUAACGGAACUCAAGUGCUACUUACCCUACUGGAGACCAGGAGGUCUGGGUUGGAAGGGCUGAUGGAUCUGUAUUCUCAGGGUUAUGAAAGGUCUUACACUGUCAACAGCAGUAUUUUAAAUGCCAUUGAGCCCCAUUUAAAGGACUUCCAGCAGCUUCUUCUGGAUCCCCCCAAGAAAAGUGCAAUAUUGACGACGGUGGGCCUUCUGGAGCAGCCUCUUGGGAACGCCCGGCUCCACGUGGCCCGGCUGGUGGCCGCGCUGCUGCAGACCAGCGCCCUCACCAUCUGCCAGGAGCUCUGCAACCUGACCACCAUGGACCUACUACUGGAUCUGUUCUUCAAAUACUCCUGGAAUAACUUUUUGCACUUCCAAGUGGAGCUGUGUGUGGCGGCCAUCCUGAACCAUCCCUCUUCUUCAGAGGAGCGACCCAGCCCGGCUCUCCAGAACCACGACGUGAAGCCCGAAGCACCAAACUCUGAGGGGCAGGAGGAGACCUCGGAGACGGGCACGACCAUCGACCCUCAGACCUCCCUCCACAACGCCCUCGUAGCACAUCUCUUCCAAAAGUGUCAAUUGGUACAGAGAAUCCUUAACGCCUGGGAAGAGAAUGACAAAAUACAGGGUGAGGGCGGCACAAGAAGAGGCAACAUGGGUCACCUGACCAGAAUUGCCAACAUGGUGGUCCAAAACCUGGAGAAAGGACCAGUACAGGCCCAGAUCAGUGACCUCAUCAAAGAGCUGCCAGAAGACUGCAGAGGUCGCUGGGAGAGCUUCGUGGACCAGACCCUGAGAGAAACCAACAGGAGGAACACGGUGGAGCUGGUGAGCACCCACAACAUGCACUCGUCCAGUGAAGACGACGACAUGGAGAGCCCCUUCCCCAAUGACCUGUCUCUCCAGCAGGCCUUCUCUGACUAUCAGAUCCAGCAGAUGACCGCCAACUUCGUGGAUCAGUUCGGCUUCAAUGAUGAGGAGUUCAGCGAGCACGAUGAAAAUAUCAAUGCCACAUUUGACAGAAUUGCUGAAAUAAACUUCAAUCUAGAUGCUGAUGAUAAUAGUGCCAACGCAGCUGCUUUUGAAGCCUGCUGUAAAGAACGGAUACGCCAGUUUGACGACGCUGAGGAUGAGGAGGACAUCUGGGAGGAGAAGGAAAUGAACUAUGCAACACAAGCUAAAUCCAGAACAAGGUUUGGGGUCUCCCAAACCUCAGAGGAAAGCUCCAGGGGCAGCAUGGAGAACGGCGGCAGGGAUCGGGACCACGGAUCUGGAUCUGAUGAGGAGGAGGAGGAAGAGGAGGAGGAGGAGGAGCAGGAGGAGCAGCCUGUGCAGAACGCACAGAACGCAUCAGAGUCAGGUCCAGGCUGGACGGCAAAUUUCAGGGAGUCUGGAGGGACGGCAGCUUCCCAAACGGCACCAGGGUGGGACAGCUCGUCGAGGAGCGGAGCGGGGACGCAGGGAAGUGGCUGGGCCAACUUCACCGAGUUCCAGCCUUUCUCCGGCACAGAGACGGAGCCCAGGUGCAGCUCCCCGGUGGCCUCGGACAGUAGCGCUGCAGAAAAACAAGCCAAACCAAACCAAGAGAAAAGUGAUGUUAGUGCCUCAGCUGCUGAUUGGCCGGUGGGCGAAGGGAAGAAGGCUCCCGUCGUGGCCUCCGACAGCAGCUCCUCCAGGGGGUCCGACAGUGAGGAAGACGACAAAAAACUGUCUGGAGCUCCUCCCACUGUAGCCGUCACCGCGGAGACAGCCGCCGUCAACAAGACAGCGGACCCAAAAAGUGAGGAGAGCACGCUGUCUCUGGAGAAACUCUCUCUGUCAGAUCCUCCUGCUGCAGAUCCAGCCGUCACCUCACACACUGACAGGAAGGAGGAAACGCCCCCCCCACAGGAAGUGUCGGUCAACGGCCCGGUGUGAGACUGCUGAAAAUCCACCAGAGACCCCCCUCCCCCCCAAAAAACCACCUCACUGCACCCCCCACGGUGUUUUUACUGAAUCACUCGGCCAUGGUAUUGGACCUGGACACUGCCAAUCAACACCAACAAAGAGGUGGUGGAACAUGUUAAUACAGAGAGAGAAAGAUUAUUCAGAAACCAAACGGACAGGGGUGCAGAGGAGUCAUCUUCAACGCCUUUUUUUCCACGGUUGCACAUGAUUACGUGCGGUUUUAAUGUAGCAGCGAUCUUCAGAAGGAACAAUCAGAGGGGGUAACAUCGUCGUCAUCGUUAUUUUUUUUAAGAUUUCCUCUCCUACUCGUCGGAAGCUGUCGGGAGUGCCGUUUGUUUUGGGGGCUUUUUACACGGUCGGCCCCCGAAUGGAUAGCACAGGCUAACUUUUAAUGAUGCCUCAACAAUAAAUGUUUUAUAAAUAAAGACUUUUCUUCGUCAGGCUUAAAGAGAGAGCACUUAUGCAGCCAUUUACUGUACAUUAUAGCACAAUGUAAGUGUCUGUCUCUCACCCACAUCGAGGUUUUUAAUCUUCAUUUCUCUCAAACAUCUUGUCGUACGUCACCAGGUUUCUGAAUGUCCUAACGAGGGUCAGUGAGGAAGAGGAAGAGGAGGGUGAACAGAGCUCUAAAGUAUUACUGUCUUUUGCUCAUGUGCAAUAAUAUCAAUUAGCCAUUUUAUUUAAAAAUAAUUCAAUCUAGUGUUUGAGGCUCCUUUUGGUUUAGAGAAAUUUGAUCUGAUUUUAAAACUGUUUUUCUUUGUAGUGCAUGUAUAACUGUUCUCUGUUGACCUAGCUAGUGAGCUAAGACCUUCUGAUUGUAUUGACAUGUACGUUCUUAUUGCUAUCCCCCAUUCAAAAUCAACCAAACAUUAUCUACCUAUAUACAAAUAUUAUCUACGUUUUAAAGUAAUUUUACAAGCAAUCUUGAGAUUACUGUCGUCUGUUCCUUUUCUCUUUCUCUCCACCGAGCACGUCUAACUGAGCGACGCUGUAUGUUUUUAUUUUUUAAAGUUUAAUUUUAUUUGUCUCUGAGCAUCAGGAUUGGAAAGAGGGCAGGUCUGGGUUUAAUGCAGAGCUGCAGGCCUUUUUUUUUUUUUUUUGUGUACUUCCUUAAAUCAUCUGACAGCGAUCAGGUUCUACGAUCAUUGUUUGAAAAUAAAUUUGAAAUUAAAAGCG